AGCUGAAUUCAGACGCUGACGGAGUCCUGCUGUGUUGGAACUGCACAGGCCAGGAUGGAUUACUGUCUUUACACCAUGACCACUGAGGAUUCUCAGCUCUGAUUGGCUUGCAGCCACCAUGAGCGUCCUGCCGUGCAGCUUCCUCGUCCUCCUCCUCCUCUGCGUCCCAAUCCUUGCUGAGGCCAAACGUCAGGCCGGACAGGAGAAACCAGACAAACCUGAAAAACCUCGCCAGCCUCCACCAUCACUACCACCGGCCAAGAGAGCCAGGAACCGUUCAGUACCUGGAUCUGGAGAACUGAGCACCAAGGACGGCCACCGCUGCACCUGGCAGACGUCUGGAGAAGGUCUGGUCAGCCUGGUGGUGAACUGCAGCACUGAAACUCAAGGAGAGCUGCAGAGGUACUGGUGCCGGUAUGCCGGUAAACCGGACCUUUGCCAGGCCUACGGGGUGAAGUCCAGCCAGUACUGGAAGCAGCUGGUGGGGAAGCUGAAGAAAAGACAAAAUGCCUGUGAAGGAGAAAAAGUCCUGAAGGCCAAAACCUGCAAGAAGGCGCCUGCCGAGGCUCACAUGAAGCUCGCCCAACGCAGCGGCGAGGACGAAAGGAAGGCCGGGAAGGAAGGCGGGAAGAAGAAAGGAGUAGCUGGCGGGAAGAGCUCAGAUGGAGGGAAGGUGGAGAAGAAGAAGAAGAAGGUGGAGGACGAGGAGGAUGAGAAGAUGGAGGACAGGACUGGGUUGGAGGAUGAUGAAGGAGUCAUGAACGACAUGGAGCCGGUGCAGAGCUACUGCAGCGAGGGGUGGCACUCGGUCUGCUCCUUCUUCGUCAAGUUUUUUGAAGGUUGAUCAGUCAUGCUAAAUAAAGAUGCAGCGAAUUCACUAUUUGAAAACAAUCGAUCAAUUUUUUAAUCUCACGGGAAGCACCAGGCAGCUCAUUUGUAAAAGUUCUUUUAUACCUUUAAUUUUGAGCUGCGUUAGCAUCACAUUUCCCAGUCAAAGUUAGAUUAAAAUCACCUUAUCUUGGAUUGGGUCAUAAAACCACUUUGGUUUUUCAUAAAUUCUGAACUUUCUUACAAAUUAGGCUUCUAAUUUGCAGUGUUAUAGCGGAAUGAUAAUUAAAACUUGGCAAUCUAAAUUAUACAAAACGAAUAAAUCAAACUUGCCGAUUUUGGAAGAAAGCUCUAAUUCAUUAUAAAUGUCCCUCGCAGUCUUUAGAAACUCACACCAGCUGUUUUUGUGGAAAGAACAGGCAAAGAGGUGUUUUAAUGGAGUAAAAUGAACCAAUCAGGUUAUUUUUGACUCCAGGUUUUGUUAAAUGAGUGUUUUUAGCUGUGGGAUGUGUUCAGUCGUUGUUAUAGUCGUACUUUGUUCUCUAGAAAUCAGAUGAAAAUGAGGAGUUGAGCUGUAUAAGCUGUUUGAACUAACAACUAAACAUAAUGCUUUGGUGGACAACAAUCAGCCAGUGAUCCCCACUGGUGGUGGCGUUAGUGAUUAUUAGAUCAAUUCAUGUGUCUUUGUGAUGUGAAACUAAUAUUUUAUAUAAACGUUGUGUAACUGUUGUGUAAAAACACGCUGUUAAUAGUUGUUGCUGUUGGAUUUGUGGUGGUUAGACCUUCGCAGCAUCUAAAAAAAUAUUUUUUAAAGAAGUGUUAACACUGUUCCUGGAACUUUACAAUAAAGUGCUUACAAAAAACGA
Molecule: messenger RNA, 1694 nt
Organism: Amphiprion ocellaris (clown anemonefish)
Lineage: Eukaryota; Metazoa; Chordata; Actinopteri; Pomacentridae
Gene: fgfbp3
Product: fibroblast growth factor binding protein 3
Exons: 3
Coding region: 119-844 (241 amino acids)
Biological process (GO): cell-cell signaling
Molecular function (GO): growth factor binding
Source: RefSeq, a predicted model, not a curated record